AUGCGUCCACGCCCCUCGGAUUGUGCCCGCUGCCUGUCUCGCAGUAGGUUAUUUUCAACAACAACAACUCAACAAAAUGCUCCCUUCCCGCCGGCAGCAGGGUACAGCCGACUCACAAACCGCGGCCUGAUAUGCAUAACCGGACUCGACAGCACAACCUUCCUCCAGGGUCUAAUGACCCAGAACAUGCUAGUCGCCAAUGACCCGAACCGUAGCAUCCGACGCACAGGCGCCUACACCGCAUUCCUCAACUCGCAAGGCCGAGUCCUAAACGACGCCUUCAUCUACCCACUACCCGGCGCAGAAGCCCAGGGCCCGGACUCAGGCUGGCUAGUCGAGGUAGAAAAGGACCAAGUGCCCGUCCUGUUCAAACACUUGAAGAAACACAAGCUGCGCGCGAAGCUCAAGCUCCGCGCCCUGGAAGAAGGCGAGCGCACGAUCUGGUCGACCUGGAAGAACCACGCCGAGCCUCAACGAUGGGCUGCCUACAGCCUCGAAUCGGACUCACCGUCGCCAUUCUCGCCCACUUCUGAAAUCGCCGGCUGCAUCGAUACCCGUGCCCCGGGCUUCGGGUCCCGCAUUGUCACACCGGGCUCCGACGGUCUGCGCACCCAUUUCCCAGAUGAAGAGCAGAUUCCUGGCUCCGAGGUCCAGCUGGACUCGUAUACUGUUCGUCGAAUUCUGCAUGGCGUUGCGGAGGGACAGAAGGAGGUUAUCAGUGGAGCGGCUUUGCCGUUGCAGUGCAAUAUGGAUAUGGCGCGCGGUAUUGAUUUCCGCAAGGGCUGUUAUGUUGGUCAGGAAUUGACGAUCCGUACGCAUCACCGUGGCGUUACGCGGAAGCGUCUUUUGCCUGUUCAGCUUUAUGAUUUGGGUCAGGAUGGGGCGAGUGCGCCGGAUACUUUGACGUACGAUCCUUCUGCUCAGUUUGCUUUGCCUGCUGGAGAGGCGGAUAUUGUUAAGGCUGGUGCUGCUACUCGCCGGAACCGCAGUGCAGGGACGUUUUUGAAUGGUAUUGGGAAUAUUGGGCUUGCGCUUUGUCGCCUUGAGGUUAUGACUGAUGUGGCGCUUAUGGGUGAAACUCCUGCUCGUCCUGAGGAACAUCAUUUCAAGCUAUCUUGGGCUCCUGAUGCCGAGCAACCGGGUCAGGAGGUCGGUGUGCGUGCUUUCGUUCCACCUUGGUUGAGGGAAUUCAUAUCCGGUGGCAAGGAGGCGAAACUUGCUCGCGGUCCUGAAGGAGAGGGUGAACGGGCACGGGAAUUCGUCGAGCAAUUGGGGGAAGAGGAAGCUGAAGCGCACCGACACUAA
Penicillium bovifimosum is the source of this 1305-nucleotide messenger RNA. RefSeq names its product YgfZ/GcvT domain-containing protein. Gene Ontology annotation, cellular component: mitochondrial matrix. The transcript has a single exon. Gene Ontology annotation, molecular function: protein binding. NCBI's taxonomy places the organism in Eukaryota, Fungi, Ascomycota, Eurotiomycetes, Eurotiales, Aspergillaceae. Bases 1 to 1305 code for a protein of 434 amino acids. The record is from RefSeq and is a predicted model, not a curated record.